Molecule: messenger RNA, 3044 nt
Organism: Athalia rosae (coleseed sawfly)
Lineage: Eukaryota; Metazoa; Arthropoda; Insecta; Hymenoptera; Athaliidae
Gene: dx
Product: protein deltex
Exons: 5
Coding region: 841-2433 (530 amino acids)
Biological process (GO): protein ubiquitination; Notch signaling pathway
Cellular component (GO): nucleoplasm
Molecular function (GO): ubiquitin protein ligase activity; zinc ion binding
Source: RefSeq, a predicted model, not a curated record
GCAGUCUGGUUUUGGUCUCUGGUCUUUAAUAAAACAUAACUUCUCAACCAAACCACCGAAGAACAAGGCUCCGCGAGCUACCCCGACCCAGGAGAUUUUGAAAGUCCCUAAAGAAUGAUUGGAUCCUGAUUCAAACUAAUGAAGACUUGGACUUUGGAACGUCAAAAAAAGCCAUGUGAAUAUGGAACAUACAAUAUCAUCCUUGUUGGAUUCAUAAUGUCAAUAGGAUCAUCUGUACAAAAUCGGUGAGGUUAAUCCAUGUCGGUCAUCCUCUUUGAGAAAAUUGGUAAUCCUAGUGACUUUAAUUUUUCAGUUCUAUAGCUGAUGCGCGUGCAUCGCGAGCGUUGAUCGCGGUGCUGGCAAGUGCCAAGUGCCAUGCUUCAAGGUGUCGUGUGUCGUUGAGCUCGUUCUUUCGUCUUAUUCAACUUUAGUCCGUCGAACUGCUUACAAGUUACAAUUGCCAAGCCUUCAAAUGUCGAGUCAAAGUUUGGCAAACCUAGCACGGAAAAAUUGCUUUCGAGCCGGCGAAGUAACCCAGGCCCCAAACCUCGUCGUUUCAUCAUACGUAUAGGUGCAUGGACCCGUGUAGCAAUAUUUAAGUUUUCACAUAUGUGUAUACGCAGUUUCACGCACACACACGUGGUGAGGCGCAGUCUCAAGUGUUGAAUGGGCGGGGGCAGAGCGGCAUGAAUUCGAAAAAUGUUCCCACGGUCGCAAAGACCCGAGUUCGCUGCAUUAGCUCUAGCUCAUCGCGUUCAUCUGGUUUAUCUAGUUAAUCCCUGUCGUCCUGUCGCUUAGUUAAGUGACCUCGACCUUCGACCUCGAACCACUAACGAAAAAAUGAGCGGUCAUGCGGUUGUCGUAUGGGAAUGGGAAAAUCGACAGGGGAGAUGGAGACCCUAUAGUCCUGCUGUUUCCCAACAUCUUGAAAGAGCCAAUUGCAAAAAGCUCACCAGAGUAUUCUUGAACGAUGCCGAUCCAAACCUUGACAGUUCUAUCUGUAUCAGAUACUACAUAAAUCUCAAGACAAAGAUGCAAUGUAAUGAUGAUGGGACAGAAACACAUAAUGUCAGGCGAAAGUUUUACUUGCCUGGAUCACCUGCGGGAAAGGGCGCAAAGUGGGAAUGGGUAGGUGACGCCGAUGACUGGCACACUUACGACAUGGAGGUGCAAUGCCUUAUAGAGGAAGCGUGGGCGCGGGGUGAUAAAACAAUCGAUGUUUCCAAGAGUUACCUCGGAUUUCCAUACAUCAUAAAUUUUUGUAAUCUUACACAAGUCAGGUGUUGUACGGGCUACGUACGUCCAAUUCGACGCAUACAACAGGCACCCUAUCCAUUGGUGAAAGUUGCUUUGGAAGAACUACCCCCGACUACUGGCAGGAGGGGACUCAACGCUACAGUCAAGGGUACGCACGCUAAAGUGACCCAUAAAAAGUUGCCCAAUGGUAAUGGGAAGAAGAAUAGCAAGAAAGGAAAGCAUGGAGAAACGGGAUCAACUAAUAUAGCUCGAGUCAUACUAAAUAACUUGAACAUAUUCGGCAGUAAACAUGUGGAAAAUCCUGUAGUUGAAAAUUCUAUUGAAUCUGUCCAAAAACGUAAGACACGUGAUUCUGUGUUGGACGUAGAUUCAAGUAGCACCAAAAGUGGCAGACGUCCCAGUGUCGAUACUGUGUCGACUUAUUUGAGUCAUGAAAAUCCAGUUGAUUUACUGGAUAGUAGCAUGGGGAGCGACGAUGCCUUCAAGGAUGCGGUCGUUGGUGUCAUGUCUGCAGCACCUGAUGUCAUAUCUCAGUACGUAAGGGUUGUGGAAAGUGCUGGAUCUGAUUCGUGUCCAGUUUGCCUGGGAUCCCCUGAGCCUUUGACAGUAGAGUUGACCCGUUGUAGACACAGAUUACACCUGGCUUGUCUCAAUGCUAUGAUCAGUUCCCAGCAACAACCAAUGUACAUCCAAUGCCCCGUAUGCCGACUCAUAUAUGGUGAGAAAAGGGGAAAUCAACCUCCAGGGACUAUGAACUGGACUCGAAUACCCAGAGCCUUGCCUGGAUUUCCAAACACAAACACGAUUCAAAUAACUUAUGACAUACCAUCGGGGAUCCAGGGACCAGAGCAUCCAAACCCUGGGCAGACGUACUACGCUGUUGGUUUUCCUAGGGUCUGUUACCUUCCAGACACUGACAUGGGCCGAAGAGUUCUGAGAUUGUUGCAUACCGCGUUUGAACGAAGAUUGAUCUUCACUGUUGGACGUUCGGUGACCACUGGUAGAGAGGAUGUAAUAACGUGGAAUGAAAUUCAUCACAAAACUGAACUGGGUCCAUCAACGUCUGGGCACGGAUAUCCGGACAUCUCGUAUCUGGAACGUACACUGUCAGAACUCGCUGCGCAAGGCAUUGCUGACGGGCAAUCUGUAUCAGCUCUCUAUCAAGAGCUGCACUAACUUCAAGUUAACGGUUCUGUUAGCAGAAGUUGAUGUAACGUCAAUUCACGGUCGAAAACAGAUUUUCCAGCAGCUGAAAAAAGACUGAAGUGUAAGUUCCGCGAGCGUGGAUAAUUUUCAAGUCAUUGAUUUGGUGUUCGACCAAUGCAUAGUUUCAUAAGUCUCGCGGACGGUAAUAAACUAUAAUACUCAGUGAGGGAUCUGACAAUGUCAGUUAUAUUCUGUUUCACGUAUUCGAUGUAUGGUUCACAUAAUAGCUUUAAUUUUAGACCACAAAUUAUUAAUUCAUAUACGCAUUGGAGAUAGUCGGAUUUUUGUGUUUUCUGCGAAUAGUUUACUAUUCUAAUGAAGUUAUCCGAAUAUGUAAAGUAAGUACUGCUUCAUUGAUGAGUGCAGAGUUGUCAGAGUGACAAGAACUUCUAUAAAUGUAAUCCAUAGUCUUCCGAAUAAUCUUAACUGUGAAAAGCGAAAGUUUUACAAUUGUGCCAAGUCAUUUCUGGAGAAAAUCGGUCUAAGGCUGCAAGAGAAUUCUGCCUAGUAAAAUACUAUAAGAUUCUAGACUAUAUCCCAUUCAAUGGUAUUAAUAAACGAUAUAUAUAUAUAUUUGCAAA